CUCACAAGUUUUUCGCCGCGAACCAUGAAACAACACGAUUGUGUCGAGUUUGUUUUCUGAAUUCAGAAAAGUCCGUUGUUAAUGUUUUCCGCAAAAAACCAAAAUAUCCACUGAUAUUUUCGUCGCUCACUGUUCGCUGUGAAGAUUUCGUUCGAGUUUCCCCAGAAGGCAGGAAAUUGCAUCAACGUCGGCAACAAGUGCAAAAGUGAUUCUAUAUAAAUGCACAAGUUUUGUUUUGUUUUGCAUUUGUUAACAUAAAUUAAAAGGCAGUGCGCGCCUGCCAUUUAUCGUUUGAAUUUUUUGCGCAAUUUCAAUUUUACUUUUUUCGCAUUCCUUUGCGCGUUGCGCUUGUUCGACGCCGUCGGUCGUCUUGCUGGCCCGCUGUCGACGUAGACGCGAACUGCGGACUGCGCAGCCGUCGAUGCCGUUGCGUCGCGAAAUGUGCAACAACAAAAAUACAAAUACAAAUGCAACAAAUCUACAAUUGAGGCCUUAAUUUAAUUAGGCGAGAAAAGUGUAGUGAAAAAGUGCUGUUUUACACCCGUACUUCACUGGAAAAUUGGAAUAUAAUACACUCACGCGGCUAGACGCCAGAAAAAGAUAGACGUCGGAGCUGCACCACACACACACAAAACCAAGAAACACCACAACGGAGUCACACUGGAGUCACAACAGUACAGUAAACUCUCCCAAAGCACUGAGACUAGGAGGAGAGGCCUCCUCCAGAAAUAAUCCUCCCCCUUCCCCGGAAUCCCUGGAAAACACCUCACGACACAGUUGCUGUACAGCAUGUCACAUGACAAGAAGAUGUUGGAUCGCGAGGCAGUUCGUUCAGUCAUACAGCAGUGGAAUGCGAAUCGCUUGGAUCUGUUUGCGCUCUCCGAGCCAGAUGAGAACCUGCUCUUCCAUGGCGUUAUGCGGUUUUACUUUCAAGAUGCCGGCCAGAAAGUGGCCACCAAAUGCAUACGCGUGGCCUCCGAUGCCACCGUCACAGAUGUCAUAGACACCCUGAUUGAGAAGUUCCGUCCCGAUAUGCGAAUGCUAUCCGUGCCCAAUUACGCCCUGUACGAGGUGCAUGCCAAUGGAGAGGAGAGGCGCCUCAAUGCCGAUGAGAAGCCCCUUCUGGUGCAACUCAAUUGGCACAUAGACGACCGGGAGGGUCGCUUCCUGCUCAAGAACAUUGACCAGAAGACCACACCCAUCGAACAAACAGAUCUGAACUUCAAGAGGAAGCUCUCUAAACGGGAAAAGAAGGAGCAGAAAAAGAAGGAAAAGAUGGCCAAACUCAGCUCCGAUCCACCCACUGCAAAUGGCAGCCAGCUGGGGCUGGGCAACGGCAUUGGAUCGGGCUCCAACUCCUCCCACAUGAAUGGCAAUGCGGGUGGCAGUGGGCCCGAUGGCAGCGAUGCUGUGGCCGGGAAACUCUACACGGAACUGCCGGAAACGUCGUUCACGCGAUCGAUCUCAAAUCCGGAGGCCGUAAUGCGGCGAAGGCGACAGCAGAAACUGGAGAAAAAACUCCAGCAAUUCCGAUCCAGAGACGGAGGACCCGACACGGGAGGCACACUGAAAAUCUACGGCGAGAGCCUGUGCCAGGAUGUGCCCUACAAGACGCUGCUGCUGUCCAUUCGCGACUGCGCCCAGGCGGUUGUCAGGGAAAUGCUCACCAAAUACGGACUGGAAAAGGCGGAUCCACUGCAUUAUUGUUUGGUUCAGGUCAACAGCGAUGGAACUGAGUACAUACUCGACGACGAUGAGUGCCCCCUAUCGAUACUAAUGAAUCAUCCAACGUCGCGAGGUUCCAUCAUGUUCCAUGUGCGUCGGCGACCGGCAGACUCCCAGCCGCGAAGGCGCAAGAAAAAGCCGCUCGGUGCCGCCAAUGGAGCCUCGCAUAUGUCCGGAGAUCGGGAGGGACCCGUCCUGGUGGAGGUGACGCACAGCGGCGAUGGCGGGCGGCGCAUCAAGCUGGGCAGCGAUCCCGUGGAGGUGGGCUCCGCGAACACCAAUUGCCUGCAGCUCUUCGGACCCUCCAUACAGCCGAGGCACUGCCUCAUCUCGCUGCAUGAGGGCGUCUGCACGGUCACACCGCUGCACACGGACGCUCUGACCUUCGUGAAUGGCCACCACAUCAGUCAGCCGACCAUUUUGCAUAACGGUUCGGUUGUGAUGUUUGGACGCGUGGCCUCGUACCGCUUCCUCGACUCCCCCACGGAUGGACGCUACAAUCUGGCCCUCUCCCAAUCCCAGUUGGAUUCGGCCUGUCUCUACGAAAGUCGGUCACCCACUUCGCCAGGAUCUUGGAAUGAUGAGGACGGUGCCUUGAGUUCGACUCACAAAAGCGAAUACGAUCAGCAUCAGCAAUCGAAUCAAUCGAGUGGAUACCAUCACAGCAAUACCAAUAACAACAAUAACAACGCCAGUGAACAUCCUCUGAGCAGUACCCUGAGAGGCGAUGUAGUAGACAGCAAGGCCACAGGACAGGAUCAGGCGGUAAAUGCCACGGGUCUUUUGGGGGGUGGCAACAACUACGAUGGCCAGAGUCUCGAAGGUAAUCUGGAGAAUGAAACCAAAUCCAUUUCAAGCAUGAAAUCCGGUGGUUCCAACAGUCAGGAUAGAUCCCCCAAAAUGCCAGGCUCUGGUUUGUUGGCCGGCGGCGGUGGCAGUGGCUCCGGCGAUGCCCAAGGACAGGAGCCCAUUCUGCCAGCCGUUUUGGAGUUUCCCGAAACGCAUCAGGAGCUGUUUUUGCGUCACAUCAUCAGCGAAUUGGAUGUGAAUGUGCCGCACUUUAAGCUGGCACCUGUCUAUUCGCUGUACCUGUGUGCCAGAUACCGCGCCUCCACCCACUACCGUCCAGAGCUGCAGCCCACGGAGCGGGCCCACAAGCUGACGAUGUUCCUGCACCAUGUGGCCAAUCUGGUGUACAGCGUCGUCCAGGAGCAGUACACUGAUCCGCGGAUCCUGGCCUUUUGGAUGGCCAACAGCUCGGAGUUCCUGCACUUCCUCAAGUCGGAUCGGCACAUCAGUGCGUUCAGUGUCCAGGCCCAGGAGGUGCUCGCGGAGGCAGUGCAGACGGCGUUCCGCAAUCUGGUCAACUGCUUCCGGCUGGAGCUCUCGCAGACACUGAAUCAGUUCCUCUCGGAGAACAUCGAUCACGAUUCGGCGGCGGGCCUGGUGCUCACGGUCCUGGGAUCCGCCAUGGCGCUGCUGCGUCGCUGUCGCGUCAAUGCGGCCCUGACCAUCCAGCUGUUCUCGCAGCUCUUCCACUACAUCAAUGUCAUAUGUUUCAAUACGAUCGUGGCCAACUCUCACAUGUGCACCGCCGACUGGGGCAAGGUGAUGACGGAGCGACUGCAGCUGCUGGAGCUGUGGGCGGAGCGUCAGGGCCUGGAGCUGGCCGCCGACUGCCACCUGGCGAAGAUCAACCAGUGCGCGCAGUUCCUGCAGGCGCCCAAGUCCUCGGUGGAGGAGAUCCAGCAGUUGGCCUGCUCCUGCUUCCGGCUGAACUCGCUGCAGAUGGGCGCCCUGCUGCAGCUGGAGAAGAUUCCGCGCAAUCUGGUGGACACGGCCAUACGCAUGGCCGAGUCCGUGGCCGAUGAGCUGACCCGCGCCGACGGACGGGAGGUGCGCCUCGAGGAGUCGCCCGAGCUGCACUUGGCCCUCCUCCUGCCCGACGAUGGCUUCAGCUGCGAUGUGGUCCGGGGCAUACCCACGGGCCUGGUCGACUUUCUCAAUCCCCUCCAGCAGCAGGGCAUGUGCCGACUGGCCGCCCAGCCCACAUCCAUUGGCCUCUGGACGGUCUACAUGCAUCAGUUCAAUGCUCGCAGCUCCAGUGCCAUGUCCAACAAGCUGCCGCAGCCCGAGCUGCAGCUCAUCAAGCUCCACAAGAACAGCAACGGCAUGGGCCUGUCCAUUGUGGCGGCCAAGGGCGCCGGCCAGGAGCGUCUGGGGAUCUACAUCAAGAGCGUGGUGCCCGGCGGAGCGGCGGAUGCCGAUGGCCGCCUGCAGGCGGGCGAUCAGCUGCUGCGCGUGGACGGCCAGAGUCUGAUCGGAAUCACCCAAGAGAGGGCUGCCGAUUAUCUGGUGAGGACCGGUCCGGUGGUCAGCCUGGAGGUGGCCAAGCAGGGGGCCAUCUACCAUGGACUGGCGACGCUGCUCCAGCAGCCCAGCCCCGUCAUCCAGCGUGGUAAUCGACGGAUGUCCGAAAGAGAUCUAACGCGAAUGGGCGCCGCCGAAUCAUCGAAAUCCCUGGGCGGCAUCGGUGGCCCACUGAUUGCCACCGGGCAUGCCAAUCACAGCCUCAGCCUCAGCCAGCACCUGAACAACAGCCACAACAUGAACAGCAGCAGCAGCAACAGCAAUAGCCACAACAGCAACAGCAACAGUAGCAUCAUCAAUCCGUUAACUGCACACCUUCCAAAUAGCAAAUCAGUGCCGGCCCUGCAUCAUCACACGGGAUCUGGUACCAUAUCUCUGGCCAAUUCCAAGUCACGCAGCACGCACAGUUUGCAUAACAAUACAUCCGCAGCCAUGGGUGGCAUCGGAGGAGGAGUGGGAGUGGGACCAGGAGUGGGAGCUGGAAUGUUGGGUCAACCAAAUGGCAGCCACAACAAUGCAAAUGGAAAUGGCGCUGGAAGUGGAAAUGGCAACGAGCAAGGAUUCUAUCAGAAUUUGAGCGUAUAUCGGGCACAAAAUCAAAGCCAACCGAUACUGAAUGAAAGACUGCCGAUGUCCACACAUGCCGCCAUGAACGCCUACAAUGGCAAUUCCCCGCUUGCACAGCAGCAGCCACAGCAGCCACAACCAUCACCCUACCAGCAGCAGCAGCUCCUCCAGAGCAAUGCUAAUCUGGCACCCACUCGACCCGUCUCCGCCUACUACCACAGCCAGCAAACGGCGCAGCAGCAACUCCAACAGCAGCAGCAACAGCAACAGCAGCAGCAGCAACACACGCUGCAACAGCAACAAUUUGCACACAGCAGCAGCAAUCUCAACGGCCAGCAGCAGCAGCAACAUCAGCAGGCGCAACACCAGCACCAGCUCACCCUCAACAAUCGCACCAAGAGCCAGCAGAAUUUCCAACACACCCUCCGCAUGCAGCAAAUGAUGGCUCCAUCGAUGCCCAAUAUCAGCAACAUGUACCACCAGCAACAGCAGCAGCAGCAGCAACAACAGCAACAGAUGCCACUGCAACAGCAACAGCAGUUGCAGCAGCAACCUCCCAUGAGCAGCAGCCAGAGCAUGCAGAAUGUCAACGAAUUCCAAGGGAGCUUCCAGAAUGGAGGCGGCCUGGAGUACCAGCAUGCCCGACGCAGUCAGAUCCAUGAGCCUGCCACACUCUACGAACUCCAGCAGCAACAAUUGCAACAACAGCAGCAGCAGCAGCAGCAACAGCCUUCGCCCAACUUCAUUGCGUUGCCACCCAAGCCUCUGGGCAGUCUUCAGUCACCCAACAAGCCGGCGGCUCCGCCCAGCACCGCGCCGAAGCCGCAGCAACAACAGCGAAUGUCGCAGACGGGCUACCUGCCCGGCCACGGCCCUGCCGGCGUGCUGGGCGAGGAUAAGCCACCGCUUCCGCCCACCGCCACGCAUCCGCUGUUCAAGGCCACGGCGCAACUGGCGCCCGGCAUGAACUACGUGGCAAGCACCCUGGACCCGCCGAAGGGCAGCUAUCUGCCGACGAAUCAGCAGGCGGCCAACAGACCACCCCUCCACAGCGGCAGCAAUCCGUGGGAGCGCGAGGAGCGAGAGAAGGACCUGGAGAUGAGACGCGAACACAUCCGCCAAUGGCGAGAGCAGCAGAUCUCCGAUCUGUCGCAGACAAUCUCCCGCUCCGGGCAGCAGGAGGAGCAGCUGAAAACACUCAUCCUCGAGCGGGACUUUGAGCGGCGAGCGCUGGAGCUGCAGGAGCAGGAGGACCAGGACCAGGAUCAGCAGUACGACAAGGAGAACAUCCAGGAGCUGUUUAGGCUGGCGGCCAGUGGGCAGGUCAGUGCCAUACAAACACCCAUCACUAGCUAUCGCCAGACGGAGAUCAAAAUGGCGGAGAUUACCGACAGCAGCAGCAGUCCCGUGGAGCAAGUGGCGGCCCAACCGCCUGCAAUGGCUCCGAUGACCGGCCACCAGCAGCAACAACAACAGCAGCACCAGCAGCAACAGCCCAAGAGCAUACUCAAGCAUAACCGAUACUCCGAGGGAGGAGCAGGCAGCAGUGGAGCCCCCUCCUCGCCAUCCAAGUCGCAAAAGUCGGCCAGCUUCGCAGACGACCGGCACCUGCAGACGGAGCAUCCCAUCUCCAGUCUGGCCAAGGAGCUGACGCAGCUGACGAUGCUGGACAAGGACAACAACAACGAGACCCUGGAUGCUGCAGUGCCUCCACCGCCGCCGCCAGAGCGGAACAGCUCUUACCUGAUAAUGUCGCAGCAGAAGAUCAGAGGCAGCAGCAGCUCCUCCAUGGGAUUGCUGAAGACAGCGACCAGCAAUCAGGCAGCGGCCGCCGUCGAGAUCAAGAAGGCAUCCCUCCUGAACACCCAAUCCAACAACAACAACAACAAUAGCUUGAGCGGAAACCUGAACAACAACAACAACAGCAGCAGCAUGCAGGCAUCGCCCCUCAGUGCCAUGGAACUGAAUGCCGCGUAUGUGUCUGCUACGGGAACGGGAAUGGUGGGAGCAUUGGGCACACCGCCCCCACCACCACCACUGCUGCAGCGGGACAACAAGCGGGUGAGCUUCCACGACGAGGAGAACAAUUUCGUGAGCGGGAACAGCCAGCAGCAACAGCAGCAGCAGCAGCAGCAGCAGCAAUACAUCAUAGAUAAUUAUGGCAUGGAGCAUCAGGAUUUGGACACGAUCAGAGAAGAUGCUAGUUAUCUGCAGCACAAUCUGGAUGCCUCCAUGCUGCCCUCCAUGCCGGCCACGCCAGAUGCGGCCCUCUGGAACACCUCAGUGCAAUCAACGCCCGGCGUGAUAGGCGCCCAAGAGGUGUACAGAGAUCCGCGUACGCGUCGCCUGGCCGAGAAGCAACAGCAGCAGCAGCAACAACGCGCUGGCGAUGCCGUUCCCGAGAAGCUCUCCUUCAAGGAGAAGAUGAAGAUGUUUGCUCUGGAGUCAGGGGAGGAUAACACGCCCAAGGAUAAGCUGAAGAUAUCCCGAGCCCAGCGAGACAUCGAUGCAGUGCACUGAGCAGCAGUAGCAGCAGCAGCAGUAGGAUGGGGGACCAGAACGAAUACAGAUCAUGUACAUACAGACACUUAGAAACCCGAACCCACAGAGCAUCUUACACUUCAAUUAAUUGGGGGGCCAAGUUGUUUCGUUAGCUCUACUUAGAUACAUACACACACACACACACACAUAGAAAUAUAUAUUUAGAUCGAGUUAUAUAUCAGAUAGCGAGAAAACAGAAACAAACCUAACGAAUUUGCUAGGCAAGGCAAUAAACAAUCCAUAGUUAUCGCGUUCCAGAGUUGAUUACAUACCACAAAAUGUUAACUGGAUUCAAUUAGUGAGAAUUAUCAGUGUUUAUCAUUACUUAGUAUAGUACUAUAUAUACCCCUGUUUAUAUAUACGAAACUAUGCAUAUAUACUGU
Messenger RNA from Drosophila obscura, 7586 nucleotides. RefSeq names its product afadin (gene cno). Lineage: Eukaryota; Metazoa; Arthropoda; Insecta; Diptera; Drosophilidae. The record is from RefSeq and is a predicted model, not a curated record. Gene Ontology annotation, cellular component: adherens junction. Gene Ontology annotation, molecular function: cell adhesion molecule binding. The transcript has 20 exons. The coding region runs from base 790 to 7182 and encodes 2130 amino acids. Gene Ontology annotation, biological process: regulation of protein localization; signal transduction.